This is a messenger RNA of Prosopis cineraria, 1506 nucleotides long. RefSeq names its product gibberellin 2-beta-dioxygenase 2. Lineage: Eukaryota; Viridiplantae; Streptophyta; Magnoliopsida; Fabales; Fabaceae. The coding region runs from base 264 to 1262 and encodes 332 amino acids. Gene Ontology annotation, biological process: response to light stimulus; gibberellin catabolic process. The record is from RefSeq and is a predicted model, not a curated record. The transcript has 3 exons.
CAGUAGCUCAUUUUCUCCCCCCGAAAGUAUUUCAUUAUAGUAUCAGUUUAAUCGUUCCCUAUGGAUUCUCUCUUUCUGGCUGCAUAAAUAUCCCAUUAUUGGUUCACAACUCCCUAUACCAUCUGUUCUGUACUGUACUGAGAACUCCCACCUUCCCUCUUCUCUGCUUACAUCCUUCACGUACUACUCUCUUUCCCGAGUUUUCAAACCCCUUAGGAAACAUAAACCUGAAUUUUGAGCAUUUGAAAAUUCAAUAUAUAGAUAUGGUGGUGGCUUCUCCACACCCUAUUCGGGACGAGAAGAGUUUGAGCAUUGAUCUUCCAAUGGUGGACCUUUCAGCUGAAAGGUCAGUGGUGUCACAGCUCAUAAUGAAAGCCUGUGAGGAGUUUGGUUUCUUCAAGGUGAUAAACCACGGCGUCCCUCCAGAAACUAUAGCUAAAAUGGAAGAAAUAGGACUUGGCUUCUUCGCGAAACCAGCAGCUCAAAAGAAGCAAGUUACACCUGCCAGUCCUUUCGGCUAUGGCUGCAAGAACAUAGGCCUCAAUGGAGACACGGGAGAGGUGGAGUACCUUCUUCUCAAUGCCAGCCCUCCUUCCAUUUCUCAAAUGUCUCUCCACAUCUCCAAUGACCCUUCCGACUUCAGGGCUACGGUGAGGGAAUACACACAGGCAGUGAAGAAGCUAGCAUGUGAAAUGUUGGAGGUGAUGGCAGAGGGACUGGGGGUCCCGGACUCGUCGGUGUUCAGCAGGCUGAUCAGGGACAUUGAUAGCGACUCGGUGCUGAGGCUCAAUCACUACCCACCUACGCUGCCCUGCAAGGACAGGGACAGGUCAUCAUCAUCCCCAUCUCCUUCCUGCAAGGUUGGCUUUGGAGAGCAUUCUGACCCUCAGAUCCUCACCGUCCUCACAUCCAACGAUGUCGGUGGCCUCCAGAUCUCACUCCAAGAUGGCGUGUGGAUCCCCGUUACCCCAGAUCCCUCUGCUUUCUGUGUCAAUGUAGGUGAUGCGUUGCAGGUAAUGACGAAUGGAAGAUUCAAGAGCGUGAGGCACAGGGCAAUGACAAACUCGCACAAGUCAAGAAUGUCGAUGGCGUAUUUUGCGGCUCCGCCCCUGGAUGCGUGGAUCGUUGCUCCGCCAGUUAUAGUUACGCCUGACACGCCCUCUCUUUACCGUCCAUUCACUUGGGCCGAGUACAAGAAAGCCGCCUACUCUCUCAGGCUUGGAGACGCUCGUAUUCACCUUUUCAGGAAGAGCAGCAUCUGAGAUACUAUGGCCCUUCGUAUUGCAGUUAUAGCGUCGUGUACAAAUGCUCGUGUCUCCCUUAUAGAUAUCUAUCUAGAUCGAGUGUUCCUUAGGUUUUUUCCUUUAGCUGCUACCCUUGUGCCUAGCAUGUGGGUCAGUCCCCCUUGCUGUUAGAAUGAGACAGACAGUAUCCAUGGCUUGUAACCUGCUGCCGGUGGACAGUUAGCUGUUUGAAGUUUAAUUCACGGAUGAAAAUCUCUAGUAA